Tigriopus californicus is the source of this 1488-nucleotide messenger RNA. RefSeq names its product damage-control phosphatase ARMT1-like. Bases 100 to 1449 code for a protein of 449 amino acids. NCBI's taxonomy places the organism in Eukaryota, Metazoa, Arthropoda, Copepoda, Harpacticoida, Harpacticidae. The record is from RefSeq and is a predicted model, not a curated record. The transcript is spliced from 6 exons. Gene Ontology annotation, cellular component: nucleus; cytoplasm. Gene Ontology annotation, molecular function: phosphatase activity. Gene Ontology annotation, biological process: DNA damage response.
CCCUGUUCAAAGGCCAAGACUGAAGGCAAAACUGAACCAAGCCAUACAUAGACUGACAUUUUGGAGUCUUGGGUCCUCAACCCAAACCUGUCCCUGACUAUGGCCAAGAGUAAAAACCGACCGGCAUGCUUGUCUGCCCGUGACCGGGCGUCUUUCGCGUUCCCCACCAUUAAAGACCGUGUGCCCAUUAUAGUGUGUAAAAUCAUAGAUCUGCUCUAUCGACAUCGCAGUGUUUACCCGGACACGGAUUCCAUCAAACAAGCCAUUGAACUCAUGUCCAAAUUGAGGUACGAGAUUGCCACCGACAAACCCUUCUCCAAUAUUGAGGAUGGACGUGAAGAUUGUUCCGUUUGGAAUGAGUACAAGGACAAGAUGGGCGUCCGAACAGAUCAAGGGGAACUUCUCGCGCCCUCUUGGUUCCAAACUUCGUGGUUAUACGCGGAAUGUUACGCCUAUCGGCGGCUUUGGGAGGCCAUGGGAUCCACCACCAACCCAAAAUACCGAUCCCUGGACUUUUUCGAGAUCCAAAAACAAGAGAGCUUUUGCGGAUCUUGGACGUCCAUCAAGGCCUUAAUCCAGACUGUGGAGGGCAUCCACAAGUCCAAUCCUAAGGACUCUGGGUCCAUGGCCAAGAACUUCCUCAAUUUGUUAAAAGUCAGUCUUUGGGGCAAUAAAUGCGACUUGUCCAUUAGUUCUGGGGUGGCCACCUCCUUCCAGGGCGACCCCACUCUUCAAGUGGGUGCCCUGCAGCCCAAUCUGAUUGUAGACCACUCCCGAGCCGUGUGGGAUCACUUGAGUGCCAAUCAAGGGGGGAUUGUGGACAUCAUCCUAGACAAUGUGGGCUUUGAGCUCGUGUCGGACUUGGCUUUGGCGGAUUACCUUGUCUCCACUGGGUUGGCUAAGAAAGUGAGGAUCCGGGCCAAGAAUCAGCCGUGGUUUGUCUCAGACGCAAUGGCCCAUGACAUCAAGUGGACCAUAAAUGCCAUGGAAACUGGUGGGGACAUUGCUCAAAAUGAGGAGAAGACAACAGAAGGCAAAGUCAAGGCCACGGAUUCCACAGCUCUCAGGUGGAGACAGUUCCUCGAAUCCGGCCUCUGGGAGGUCUCAGAGGAUAAUUUCUGGACAUAUCCCCACUUCUAUGGAGAAAUGAAGGAAAAGGACCCAACGCUUUAUCAAAGUCUGUCAGAGGCUCAACUACUCAUCUUCAAAGGGGAUCUUAACUACCGGAAAUUGGUUGGAGAUCUGAAUUGGGAUCCAACGACGUCCUUUGAAGAAUCUCUUCUGGGAUUCCACCCUGCGCCUCUAGUCACACUUAGAACCCUGAAAGCCGAUGUUGUCACGUCCUUGGAUGCUGGCCAAGCUGAAGAACUGACCUUAAAGGAUCCCAAAUGGAUGAUCAACGGAAGUUGGGCUGUGAUCAAAUUUUGUUCCAGAAUCGAUCUGAUUUGAACCCUAUUAAUGUUUUGAAAUAAAUGAUGGCACUUUUUA